AUGCGGGGCUGGAAGGGCUUCUCCGCCCGCCCGCUCCUCCUCCUGGCCGCGCUGCUGGUGGCGGAGAGCUCCCCGCUGGACGGCGCCAAGGUGAACUCCAUCAAGGCCACCCUCAUGGGCGAGGCGCCCACCCAGGCCACCAACCGCUCGGCGCCGCUCCACCUCGGACUGGCGGCUCUGGGGGGCGGCAAGAAGGGCAAGAUCCUGGGGCAGGGCGGCAAGGCGCUGAAGCACUACCACCGGCAAGGCGAGGCUUACCCUUGCACCAAUGACAAGGAAUGUGAAGUGGGGAAAUACUGCCAUAGUCCCCAUCAAGCUACUUCUGCCUGCAUGAUUUGUAGGAGGAAAAAGAGGCGUUGUCACAGAGAUGGCAUGUGCUGCCCUGGAAACCGUUGCAACAAUGGUAUCUGCAUACCAGUGACCGAAAGCAUUCUCACGCCACAUAUCCCAGCCCUGGAAGUACCCCGCAACAAGAAAAAUAAUCAUUAUCCCAGCAAGGACUUGGGCUGGCAAAAUCUAGGGAAAGGGCAGUCCAAGUUGACCCACAUCAAAGGUCAUGAAGGAGACCCCUGCUUAAGGUCCUCCGAUUGCACCGAGGGGUUCUGCUGUGCCCGUCAUUUCUGGACCAAAAUCUGUAAGCCUGUCUUGCACCAGGGGGAGGUGUGCACCAAACAGCGCAAGAAAGGAUCCCACGGCUUGGAGAUUUUCCAGCGAUGUGACUGUGCCAAAGGGCUGUCUUGCAAAAUCUGGAAAGAUGCCACCUACUCUUCAAAAGCCAGACUUCACGUGUGCCAGAAGAUCUGAUGAUGCAGAUCCUGUAACCAACCAAGGCCAUGGACCCUAUGUACUGAGUGCAUUGCAGCAUUGUGGAACAUAAGGAUAGCAAAUAGGAGCAGAAUGACGGAAAUGACAACUGUGGCAGGAAUAAGCAUCAUCUUAGACUAAAUGACAAGUCUGCCCUGGAGAGGAAUGCCAAGGCAGCUGGGAUGUCUUAAUUAUUCAGUGUCAUUCUGCCAGUGGUGCCAAAUCUUUGUGGAAAGCACAACGCCAAUGACGUUUGAAAUUGACCCUGCUAGAUGUAUGACCUGUGACUUCUCAACAAGUUGU
This is a messenger RNA of Euleptes europaea (tarantolino), 1107 nucleotides long. RefSeq names its product dickkopf WNT signaling pathway inhibitor 2 (gene DKK2). The record is from RefSeq and is a predicted model, not a curated record. Gene Ontology annotation, molecular function: co-receptor binding; receptor antagonist activity. Lineage: Eukaryota; Metazoa; Chordata; Lepidosauria; Squamata; Sphaerodactylidae. Gene Ontology annotation, cellular component: extracellular region. The transcript has 4 exons. The coding region runs from base 1 to 804 and encodes 267 amino acids. Gene Ontology annotation, biological process: negative regulation of canonical Wnt signaling pathway; multicellular organism development.